Messenger RNA from Paramuricea clavata, 1564 nucleotides. Lineage: Eukaryota; Metazoa; Cnidaria; Anthozoa; Malacalcyonacea; Plexauridae. The record is from the annotation of a GenBank genome assembly.
AUGGAGUGGACUCAAUUUUGGGAUUCAUAUUCUUCUUCCAUUCAUGAAAAUCCUAAUUUAUCCAAUAUAGAUAAAUUCAAUUAUUUGCAUAGUCUGUUGGAAAAAUCUGCUGCUGAAGCAAUAUCAGGUUUAAAAAGAACUUCAGCAGACUACCAAGAGGCAAUAGAUAUCUUAGACAAAAGAUUUGGUAAUCAGCAACAAAUUGUCAAUGCCCACAUGAAUGCUUUAUUAAACCUGCCCAAGGUGACUAAUGUAGAUGACUUAAAGGCUCUCAGGCAAUUACAUGAUAAAGUAGAGAGCCAUAUGAGGGGAUUAAAAUCUCUUGAAGUUGACUCUGGUUCAUAUGGUAGUCUGUUAACACCUAUUUUAAUUGAUAAGUUGCCUAAAGAGCUACGUUUAGAAGCUACAAAGCAGCUCAAAGAAGAUUGGGAUCUAGAUGAACUCAUCAAAUACUUUAAAGGGGAACUGGAGGCUCGAGAGAGGGCAAGUCUCUUACCCGGCAGUUCAAGGGAUCCCCCAUCGAAGCCACUGUAUAAACCUAAGAUCCCAUCUGCAUCAUCUUUGUUUACUACUGGAGGAAGUCCAACAUGCACCUACUGUCAACAACCCCACCCUUCAAAUAGCUGUAGUACCGUGACUGACAAAAAUGAGAGAAAGGAAAUUCUGAAACGGUCUGGAAGAUGUUAUAUAUGCCUUAGAAAGAAUCAUGUUGCCAGAGAGUGCAAAUCUAAGAUAAAAUGUUGUAAAUGUGAUAAGCGUCAUCACAUUAGUAUCUAUCCAUCCAAUUCUAAGGUGAAACCUACCCCACCAGAACAAGAAGCAUUCCACCAACCAACCCCCUCUGAAGAACACACACGCAUGCAACCCCAAGGUCACCAACCCACGAACCAAAGUAGAGAACAACCUCAGAACACCCAUGUCAAUAUGUUUGUUGAUGCACAGUCCUCGAUUCUUUUACAAACCGCAAGAGCCCCCAUUUACAACCCAAAGGAUCCUAGUAAGACGUUGCAGGCAAGACUUAUAUUUGACAGUGGAAGCCAAAGAUCAUACAUAACUCCCACAAUGAGAGACAAGCUGAAUCUCUCUAUAGUAAGACGAGAUACCCUCAAGAUUAAUGCCUUUGGUUCUAAGGAUGAAGAUAUUACCUCCUGUGAUAUGGUUCAAUUUCAGUUGGACACUGAGAGAGGACAUAAGUUAAACCUAUCGGCUUAUGUUGUUCCAUUGAUAUGCUCCACAAUCGGAAACCAAAAUACAAGAUUUGCCCAACAAUCCUAUGAACAUCUUUCUGGUCUAAAACUUGCUGACUCAGCAAACGAUGGAGAACAAUUCGAUUUGGAUAUACUGAUUGGAAGCGAUUAUUAUUGGCAGUUGGUCACCGGUCAUGUAAUCCAUGGAAACGAUGGUCCUACAGCAAUGCAUACCAAGCUCGGCUGGGUUUUGUCUGGUCCAGUGAAAGGGGCAUCACCCGAUUCUCAUUCCAAUGUCAACAUGGCAUCUACCCAUGUGUUACGAUGUUCUACCCAACUCACUCCUUCCCCAGAAGCAACAAUCGAAACUAACCUGA